Molecule: messenger RNA, 1647 nt
Organism: Nelumbo nucifera (sacred lotus)
Lineage: Eukaryota; Viridiplantae; Streptophyta; Magnoliopsida; Proteales; Nelumbonaceae
Product: SNF1-related protein kinase regulatory subunit gamma-like PV42a
Cellular component (GO): cytoplasm; nucleus
Source: RefSeq, a predicted model, not a curated record
UCAGUCCAUGCAGACUUUCAGCAACUAACGUGUUUAUUUGUGAUUUGGAGCACCAGCAACUUUUUGUUCCUCUCGUGCUGGCCCACUGGUCCGGUGGAAAUCGGACGGCUACUGUUCGUAGUCCAUCGCACUGGCAAGGUUAUACGUGUCACAGUUUCAUUCCUAUCUUGUUCUUAUCGUGAGGUGGCAGAGCAUGCGAUUGCGUCAGCAAUUGCACGUACACGCGGCAAUAAUAGAAGACAUUCUCCGCUCUCCAGUUUCCACUAGCCAAACCAGAGUCAGUACUGGUAUCAGCAGAAGCGAUGAUGCAAGCGAUGGAGUUGAAGCACAACAACACUCACAUCGAGCAAUGUCUCGAAGGUCGUCAAUGGUGGAGAGAGAAGAAGGUGAAGGAUAUGAUGGUGCAGAAGAGGAAGCUGGUGGAGGUUCCUUACAUGGCUACGCUGACCCACACGAUCAACGCCUUGGUGACCAACCGUGUGGUGGCCGUGCCCGUGGCUGCUCCGCCUGGCCACUGGAUCGGCGCCGGUGGGUCCAUGAUCCUGGAGUCCGACAAGCUCACCGGCGCUCCACGGAAGCACUACAUCGGUAUGGUCAACAUGCUUGACGUCCUGACCCACAUAGCCGAAAACGGCGAUUGCGGCGACCUGGACAAGCGGAUGUCUGUUCCCGUCUCAUCCAUCAUCGGCCAUUGCCUUGAAGGUCUCAGUUUGUGGACUCUCAACCCCAAUACCAGCAUUCUAGAUUGCAUGGAAGUGUUGAGCAAGGGUAUCCACCGUGCUUUGGUUCCAGUGGACGGCUAUACGCAGCGCCUCUCUGGAGCAGAACUGACGGAAUCCGCGUCUAGUUAUCAGAUGCUUACUCAAAUGGAUGUGUUAAAUUUCUUGAGGUUGCACGGAUCUGAAAUGGGCCGAAUCGUUUCGCGCAGUGUAGGGGAAUUGGGCGCCAUUGCUGAAAAUGUUUUUGGUGUAACUAAUCGGGCAAAAGUUAUAGAUACUAUCAAAUGCAUGAGGACUGCCUCCCUUAAUGCUGUUCCCAUCAUCGAAGCUUCAGAAGCUGUGGAGGAAGAUCACACGCAGCUUAUCUAUGGAAAAGGGAGGAAGCUCAUAGGCACAUUCUCUGCAACUGAUCUGAGGGGAUGCCCAAUUGCUUCAUUGCAGUCCUGCUUGUCUGUUGGCGUUCUAGAGUUCAUUGAGAAAGCCUCAACAGCACCCAAUGGUGUUGCAGAUGAUCUAAGCCAUUCAGCAAGAGAGCUUGUGAGCUGCUACCCCGAUACAAGCCUUGCUGAAGUAAUUGACAAGGCUGUGGUUGCUCAUGUUCACCGAGUUUGGGUUGUGGACCAACAGGGUUUGCUUGUGGGACUUGUAUCACUCACGGACAUGCUUCGAGUGAUAAGGUCAUCACUCUUGUCAGAGUUUGGAACAAAAUGAGUAGCUGUAAUUAAUGCUGAUGGGUUUUGCUAUGGCAGGUGAUGCUUGAGUUAAUAUCUCUGAUCUUGAUGUGUUUUGGCUGCCUGUGUUGAUGUUCCAAACCUUCUUUGUACCAGUUAACAUGUAAAUAGACCCUUCUGAAUUUUCUACCAUUUCAUGCUUUUCUGGAAAACCUGUGACUCAGGAAUGUGAAGCACUGCAAUUUUCAGGGGCACAA